Messenger RNA from Brachypodium distachyon (stiff brome), 2391 nucleotides. Its product is annotated as neutral/alkaline invertase 3, chloroplastic. The record is from RefSeq and is a predicted model, not a curated record. Gene Ontology annotation, cellular component: chloroplast. The transcript has 7 exons. NCBI's taxonomy places the organism in Eukaryota, Viridiplantae, Streptophyta, Magnoliopsida, Poales, Poaceae. The coding region runs from base 299 to 2110 and encodes 603 amino acids. Gene Ontology annotation, biological process: sucrose catabolic process. Gene Ontology annotation, molecular function: endo-alpha-N-acetylgalactosaminidase activity; sucrose alpha-glucosidase activity.
CUUGGCAACCUUCCCUUCCCCGUCCCAUCUCGCUGCCGAGCGCCCCGACGGCUCCUUAUCUUCCUCCUCGAGCGAGCGCCCCAGCCCCCUCGCUCCGUCGCUCGUCUUCCUCCUCGUGCGAGCGCCUCCACCGCAGAUAUCUAUCUCCCCUGAAAUUCUCUCGUUCCCGACCGUUUCUCCUCCCAUCACCCCACGAACAGGUCCCGCCCUUUAGCUUCCCGUUGCAUCUCCUUAAUCUUCCCCAAUUCGUAACUGAGGCAAAAAUCAAGCCACACGUUGAGUUGGAAACAGGGCACUAAUGGGGAUUGCGGAGGUGGCUCUCCACACCAUGCCGGGGACUUUCACUGGCCACUCCCCGGCAUCUAGUUUGUUCCUCAGGACUGACGCAGGGGGUAGGAGGAAGAGGAACACCAAUUUGUUUUACAGGAAAUUUAAAGGCACACCGAAGUUUCCUGGGUUGCGGUCUGUCGAGCGCCAGUGCCAAAGGAUUGAUGACCUCGCCAAGGUCAUCGAAGCGGGGAACGGAACAUGGGACAAGGACGUGGUGAACAAGGCCAGCCAGGUUCUUGGUGAUGUGAGUGUGCCUGGUCAGGUUUUAGGUGGCAAUAUAAAUCUGAAUGGGAAUGCCACCAAGCCUCUGCCUCAGAGGCAGAAGGUGUCAUCGGUCGAGGACGAGGCUUGGGACCUUUUGCGGGAUUCUAUCGUUAAUUAUUGUGGUAUUCCAGUUGGGACAAUUGCUGCGAACGACCCAAAUGAUAGUAAUCCAGCAAAUUACGAUCAGGUGUUUAUUAGGGACUUCAUACCAUCUGGCGUUGCUUUUCUAUUGAAAGGGGAGUAUGAAAUUGUGCGCAAUUUCAUUCUACACACCCUUCAGCUUCAGAGCUGGGAGAAGACAAUGGAUUGCCAUAGCCCAGGUCAAGGCUUGAUGCCUGCCAGCUUCAAGGUGCGGACUAUUCCACUUGAUGGUGAUGAUGAUGCGACUGAGGAGGUCUUGGAUCCUGAUUUUGGGGAGGCUGCAAUAGGACGUGUAGCACCUGUUGAUUCAGGUCUAUGGUGGAUUAUAUUGCUUAGGGCAUAUGGAAAGUGUUCGGGGGAUCUGUCAGUUCAAGAGAGAAUUGAUGUCCAGACUGGCAUAAAAAUGAUUUUGAAGCUUUGUUUAACUGAUGGAUUUGACAUGUUCCCUACGUUACUGGUAACUGAUGGUUCAUGCAUGAUUGAUCGCCGAAUGGGAAUCCAUGGACAUCCACUUGAAAUUCAGGCACUGUUCUAUUCAGCUCUCUUAAGUGCACGUGAGAUGUUGACUCCUGAAGAUGGAUCCGCCGACUUAAUCCGUGCCCUAAAUAACCGGCUUAUCGCGUUGUCCUUCCAUAUCAGGGAGUACUAUUGGGUCGAUAUGCAAAAACUGAAUGAGAUAUAUCGAUAUAAAACCGAAGAAUAUUCUUACGAUGCUGUCAACAAGUUCAACAUAUAUCCUGAUCAGGUUUCUCCAUGGCUUGUUGAGUGGAUACCUCCUAAAGGGGGUUACUUUAUUGGAAACUUGCAGCCAGCUCACAUGGACUUCCGGUUCUUUGCUUUGGGGAAUUUAUGGUCAAUAGUAAGCAGCUUGGCAACAACACAUCAAUCACAUGCCAUUUUGGAUCUGAUUGAAUCUAAAUGGUCUGAUCUAGUGGCAGAGAUGCCAUUGAAGAUAUGUUAUCCUGCUCUUGAGAAUCAGGAAUGGAAAAUCAUUACUGGAAGUGAUCCUAAAAACACGCCUUGGUCGUACCAUAACGGAGGAUCCUGGCCAACAUUAUUGUGGCAGCUCACAGUGGCAUGUAUCAAGAUGAACAGACCGGAGAUUGCUGCAAAAGCUGUUGAGAUAGCUGAGAGACGCAUUGCUACAGAUAAAUGGCCUGAAUACUAUGACACCAAGCGAGCACGCUUCAUAGGGAAACAGUCCCGGCUUUACCAAACCUGGUCUAUUGCUGGGUAUCUUGUAGCCAAGCAACUGCUGGAUAAACCUGAUGCUGCUAGAAUACUCUGGAAUGAUGAGGACGCUGAAAUUCUUAAUGCUCUGAGCACAAACAGGAAACGUGGCAAGAAAGUGUUGAAGAAGACAUACAUUGUAUGAGUUCCCGUGGCAUGCUUCAUCAUCUUUUCCACCGAAGGUAGCAUUGUUAAGUUAUAGGACAUGUCCUCUGUACAUAUAAAAGGUCGUUCUUCUGAUGGAGGAUGCUCGCUGUUAGAUGCUGCUAUAGUGAUGCAUCUGGCUUUGCAAGAAAUCACUUGCUUGAGCAUUCCUCAAUUUUAUACUUGCCAAAAUUUUGUACUCUAGACCUGUGUCUCACGUGGAUUACACAAAUCUACUCCAUUUCAAAUGACAAACCUCUGUGGCGCUUAUCUUGUUCUUUA